Molecule: messenger RNA, 615 nt
Organism: Striga hermonthica
Lineage: Eukaryota; Viridiplantae; Streptophyta; Magnoliopsida; Lamiales; Orobanchaceae
Source: the annotation of a GenBank genome assembly
AUGGGAGAGCAUCGUCGCGUAUCUGUUCAUCUUGCUUUAGGCGGUGGUUCAGUUGCUGAUGUGUUAUUGUGGAGAAAAUGGCAUUGUAGCGUCACUUUCCUUGUGGGUUCAACUGCCCUUUGGAUCCUAUUCGAAAUCGCUGGAUACAAUUGGCUAUCCUUCAUUGCCAACGUUUUAUUGUUGCUGGUCGCAAUACUGUUUUUCUGGGCUAAAUCUGCUUCGCUUCUCAAGAGACCUCUGCCACCCAUUCCUAAUCUUGAAGUUUCUGACGAGACUGUCAUAAAAGCUGCUGAUGAGAUGCGAGUUUGGAUAAACUAUGGAUUAUCAAUUGCUCAUGAUAUUGCAAUAGGUGGAAAUUUGAAGCUCUUUUUUCAGGUUGCUAUUGGCUUGUGGAUCGUUUCUUACAUGGGAAGUUUCUUCAACUUUCUUACACUGCUUUAUGUUGGUAUUCUCCUGAGUUUGUCACUACCUUUGUUGUACGAAAAGUACCAAAGUCCAAUUGAUGAAAAGCUCAGUGUCGUCUAUGAUAUAGCUAAGGCGCAAUACCACAAAAUUGAUGAUAAGAUACUGCAAAAGAUUCCAUUGCCCUCAAACAAGGAGAAGAAGACCAAGUAG